GCCGAGGCGCAGGCGGGGAACAAGAUGGCGGCCGGCGGCGAUCCGGAGCGGGGCGCCGGCGAUUCGCGUUGAGCCGCGGCCCGCUCGGCCCGGCCCCCCCCCCGCCCCGGGCCCGCGCCCGCCGCGGGGCGCGGAGCUUGCCCGUAGCCGCCUGUCCGGACUCCGAGCGCCCUCCCGAGCCGCCCUUCCCCUCCCUUCCCCCUCGGCCAGCGCCCAGCGAUGCGGGGCCGGCGCGGCAGGCCGCCCAAGCAGCAGCAGCCGGCGGCGGCCGCCGCUCCGGCGAGCUCCCCGGCCCCGGCGGGCCCCAUCGGCGGGCUGCGCUCCCGGCAGCGCGGCAGCAGCCGCGGCAGGUGGGCGGCCGCGGCCCAGGCGGAGACGGCGGGGCCCAAGCAGAAGGGAGCCGGCGCUGCCCAGGCCUCGUCGCCCGCCGCCGCCUCGCCCAGGGGGGGCGGCAAGAGGAAGGCGGGCGGCGGCGGCAGCAGCACCCCCGGUGGGGGAGGCAGCGGCGGUAAGGGCAGGGGCAGGGCCGGGGCGGCAGGAGCAGGGGGAGGAGGAGGCGCAGGAGGCAGCUGCAACAGCCAAGGCAGGGCUGCCUCGUCCAGGAGGAGCAUCAGCAAAGUGGUGUACGACGAUCAUGAGAGCGAGGAGGAGGAGGAAGAGAGCAUGGUGUCCGAGGAGGAGGACGAGGGAGACCCCGAGGAUAACCAGGACUCCGAGGAGGAAGAGGAGGAGGAGAUAAUGGAGGAGGAGGACGACGACGACUCUGACUACCCCGAAGAGAUGGAGGAUGAAGACGAUGCCAGUUAUUGCACUGAGAGCAGCUUCAGGAGCCACAGCACCUACAGCAGCACCCCAGGUAGGAGAAGACAAAGAGCACAUCGUCCUCGUUCUCCAAUAUUGGAAGAAAAAGAUAUCCCACCCUUGGAGUUUCCUAAAUCCUCAGAGGACUUAAUGGUGCCUAGUGAGCAUAUAAUGAAUGUUAUUGCCAUCUAUGAGGUACUAAGGAACUUUGGCACUGUUUUGCGCCUCUCUCCUUUUCGUUUUGAGGACUUCUGUGCUGCUCUGGUAAGUCAAGAGCAGUGCACACUUAUGGCAGAGAUGCAUAUAGUGCUGUUAAAGGCAGUUUUACGUGAAGAAGACACUUCAAAUACUACCUUUGGACCUGCUGACCUCAAAGAUAGCGUUAAUUCCACUUUGUAUUUCAUAGAUGGAAUGACGUGGCCAGAGGUUCUGCGGGUAUAUUGUGAGAGUGACAAGGAAUACCAUCAUGUUCUUCCUUACCAAGAGACUGAGGACUAUCCUUAUGGACCAGUAGAGAAUAAAAUCAAAGUUCUGCAGUUCUUAGUGGAUCAGUUUCUUACCACAAACAUUGCACGCGAGGAGUUAAUGUCAGAAGGUGUUAUUCAGUAUGAUGAUCAUUGUAGGGUUUGUCACAAACUUGGGGAUUUGCUUUGCUGUGAGACUUGCUCGGCUGUGUACCACUUGGAGUGUGUGAAACCCCCUCUGGAGGAGGUGCCCGAAGACGAGUGGCAGUGCGAGGUCUGCGUGGCACAUAAGGUGCCUGGAGUGACUGACUGUGUGGCUGAAAUCCAAAAAAACAAACCGUACAUCCGACACGAGCCCAUCGGAUACGACCGGCAUCGGCGGAAAUACUGGUUCCUGAACAGGAGAAUCAUCAUAGAGGAAGAUUCAGAAAGUGAGAAGGAUAAGAAAGUCUGGUACUACAGCACAAAGAUCCAGCUGGCAGAGUUGAUUGAAUGCCUGGACAAGGAUUACUGGGAAGCUGACCUAUGCAAAACCCUGGACGAGAUGCGUGAAGAAGUUCAUCGGCACAUGGAUGUGACAGAAGACCUUACAAACAAAGCAAGGGGCAGCAACAAGUCUUUCCUUUCUGCAGCAAAUGAUGAAAUUUUGGACAUUAUCAGAGCAAGAAAAGGAGAAAUAGUGGAAGAUAAAAACACAGGAGAUGAUGAAGCAGAAAAGGCCAAAAGUGAUGUUGAUAAUGACCAGACAGAUGCUGAGAGAGACAAGGAAGAAUCUGGAGACCAGGAUAAAAUUGAGGAAACACACAGUGAGCAAGAUGUGGAAAAAGAGAAAACAGAAGAGGCAGCAGACGUUGGGGAUAAAAGUAACUCUGUGACCUCAAGCACUGAUGACAGCACCACAAAUCCUUCUGCAGGAGAGAAUAGUUGCUCUGAAGGGAAGGACGCAGUGGGGUGUCAGUCAGAAACCCUUGAUAGCAACAACGUGGCAGAGAAGAAGGUGGCAUCAGAGCUCCCUCUGGAACUCUCAGAAGAAACUGGUCAGAUGAUCCCCAGCAGUGGUUCUGCUGCACCUCCACAGGCAGAUGUUGAGAACAGCAGUGGCAGUGAGCACAACGACUCCAUUAAGACUCUUGAUGAUGCUGAAAAUGCAGAGGGAGGAUCCCAGGCUUCAGAGGAUAUAGGAGAGAAAUCCAAUGGUGACAGAAGUGAUUCUCCAGGUGCAGGGAAAGGCACGCCAGGCUCGACACGGAUGCUCACCAGAUUGAGAAAUCCAGACAGCAAACUGAGCCAGAUGAAAAGCCAGCAGGUUGCUGCUGCAGCAAAUGAAGCAAAUAAGUUAUAUAAAGAAACCAGAGAGGUUCUAGUGGUCAACUCUCAAGGCGAAAUCUCCCGAGUGAGCACCAAGAAGGAUGUUGUGAUUAGAGGAAAUAUGAACAACUAUUUCAAGCUGGGGCAGGAGGGGAAGUACCGUGUUUAUCACAAUCAAUAUGCCACCAAUUCCUUCGCUCUGAACAAGCACCAGCACAGGGAGGACCACGACAAGAGGCGACACCUCUCACACAAAUUCUGCCUGACUCCAGCUGGAGAGUUCAAGUGGAACGGGUCUGUGCAUGGCUCCAAAGUUCUCACCAUAUCCACCCUGAGGCUGACCAUUAUUCAGCUAGAAAACAAUAUCCCAGCAUCCUUCCUUCACCCUAAUUGGGCUUCCCACAGGUCUAACUGGAUUAAGGCUGUUCAGAUGUGCAGCAAACCCAGAGAAUUUGCACUAGCACUGGCUAUAUUGGAGUGUGCAAUCAAACCAGUUGUCAUGCUGCCCAUCUGGCGGGAAUCCUUGGGGCAUACGAGAUUACGCAGAAUGACAGCAAUAGAAAGAGAAGAAAAGGAGAAAGUGAAAAAAAAAGAGAGAAAACAAGAAGAAGAAGAAACAAUGCAGCAAGCUACAUGGGUGAAAUACACAUUUCCUGUCAAACACCAGGUUUGGAAGCAAAAAGGAGAGGAAUAUAGAGUAACAGGAUAUGGUGGCUGGAGCUGGAUUAGUAAAACCCAUGUCCACAGGUUUAUGCCCAAACUACCAGGAAACACCAAUGCAAAUUACAGAAAAUUGUUAUCAACAAAGAGCGAAGAUGAAAAAUGCACCUUGGAUAAACGAAAAGGUCCAACUAAGGUAAAAACAGAGAAAGACAAAGGAAAGGAUUCUCGAGAUCUGCAAGCAAAAGACAAAGCAGAUGUUUCAGAAACCUUGGAGAAAGUACAAGUAAAAGAAGAAAAGUUGCAUGAAGACAAAUUAGAAGUUGACACAAUUUCUGAAAACUUAGAUCAUGCAAAAGACACAGUGGAAAAAGACAUCGAUGGUGAAAAUGAUAAAGUCAUCAAAGAAGAACCUAUGGAUGUGGAUGAUGUGAAAAUUGAAUCCUCCACAAAAGAUGAAGAAAGUCAUUGUAAACGGGAUAUAAUCAAUGUCAGUGAGGGAUUUCAUUUAAGGACUUGCUACAAAAGGAAAGUAAAAUCAUCAAAAUUAGAUGGACUCCUGGAGCGGCGAAUCAAACAGUUUACACUGGAAGAAAAACAGCGUCUAGAAAAGAUUAAGCUGGAGGCUGGUGCUAAAAUUGGGGGCAUUCGAUCUGUGAGCCCCCAGAAAAACACAGAUGAGCUACAAAUGAGGAAAGGAAAAGAAGGAAUCCAGUUUGACUCUUCUUCCCAAGAUCAAAGCUGCAUUUCAGACAAGACCCAAGCUGAAGACAUGGCACAAGACUGUUUGCCCAUCAGCAGCAUGUCCUCUACCAAAACUGGGGAUGAAGAUGAAAAUUCCUUGCCUGUGUCAAACAAAAUCUCAAAAGAGGGGCAGCUGCUGGAUGAAGACUCCCCUCAGUCAUCUGAAGGAGACAGCUCUAUUCAGAAUGAUGGCAGAGAAAACAACCCCAAACCUUCGACUGCUGAUGAGUGUCAAGGACAAGAGGCUCUUGGAGAGUCUGAGAGCUCUGCAGUGGAUGGUUUGAAACAAACCAGUCCAGGAGGCAGAAUCAAAUGGGAUGUUUCAGAAACAAAUGAAAAACCCUUGAAACAAAAGCUACCUAUUAACAGAGUGUCUCAGCGAGAACUUGAAAACUUAGGGCCAGUGGUACCUGAAAGCAGCUGUAGAAGAGAUGCUGUGGCCACUCUUGAAAAACCAGACUCAGAAGGGAAUUCUGAACAGCAAAGCAAAGAUCCAGAAAACAAUUGUGUGAUAAAAAGCCAUAUGGAAACCAUGUCCUCUCAAGAAAGUGAAAUGGAGGAAGAAAUUGCUCCUGUAAAGACUGAAAGUAAAUCUGAAAAGAUGGUAUUUCACCAAAAAUCAGUUAAUAAAGAUCCAGAAUCAUUUAAAACAGGGCUGAUUACUGAAAGAAACCUUGAAAGUCAAACUCUGGGCCAUAUGGAUGGGGAAGAUGAUAAUGAGGAUUUACUGAGCUCUAAACUAACAGAGGCCAAUGGUCAAAAGAAAGGUCAGGAGCUGAAAGUGGAGACAGGUACUAUGAACAAAUAUCUUGAUCAGACAAAUGUAAAUACUGUUACUGACAAAAAGAAUAAUAAAGAUGAAGAAACUGAGGCAGAAAAAGAAAAAUCAUCGUUUCAAAUGAAUGGAAAAGACAAUGACAUUAAAGCAUUACCAAAUGAUGACUGCUUAGUGAAAAAUACCUGUGAAGCUAAGGCAGGAGGUGAUGUUGAACCAAAAGUUAAUAACAUUAAUAAAUCCUUUCCAGAACAUGAAAUAAAACCAUUGACUUUUAAGGAAUCUUCAAUAAAACCAUUCAUGAAUGGUGACAUCAUGGGGGAGGACACAAAGGAUAAAAAGAAUGUGGACUCAAAGUCACGUCUGCAGAGUUCACCUGAGUCUGGAGAGAGUCUCCAGCCACCAGAUGAAGUUCCCAAGUAUGUACAGAAAACUGAAGAAAACCAGCUUUCUCCUGAGAGAUCUGCCAGUGCUGCCUCUGCUUCCCCAUCAACACAGCCUGUCUGUAAAGAAAAUAACCUGAACAGUGAAACAGAAUCUAUGGAAACUGAAGCAACUGAGGAGAAGAAAGUUGCUCCAUCGCCUGUAACUUCGUGUGAGGAAUCCAGCUUGAGUGGUCACUUUGCUGACCGGAAUGGGAUACAGGCAUAUAAAAUGGAAAAUAUUAAUGGAGAAAGUAAAAUAAAAACUGUUAUUACUGAGGUGACUACCACAACCUCAACUGUGUCCACGGAGUCCAAGACGGUGUUUAAAGUCACAGAGACUGGAGCUAUCAGCAAUGAGAAAACCACAGUUGUUUCCUCUACAGAAAACUGUGCCAUCUCCACUGUCACCACCACCACCACUGUGACAAAGCUCACUGCUCCAGCCACAGACAGCAACUCUGAUGUCAUCUCUGUCCAGGAGCACAGUAAAACCGUGGUUACAACAACAGUCACCGAUUCACUCACCACCCCAGAAGGCACUUUGGUGACUUCCAUGACUGUCAGCAAAGAAUAUUCCACAAAAGACAAAGUGAAGUUAAUGAAAUUUACAAGACCCAAGAAAACUCGUUCUGGAACUGCCUUGCCAUCUUAUAGGAAAUUUGUUACCAAAAGCAGUAAAAAAAGCAUAUUUGUUUUACCCAAUGAUGACUUAAAAAAGCUGGCCAGGAGAGGAGGGAUCAGAGAAGUUCCUUAUUUCAAUUACAAUGCAAAGCCUGCCUUGGAUAUCUGGCCAUAUCCAUCCCCAAGACCAACUUUUGGGAUCACUUGGAGGUACCGACUCCAAACAGUCAAAUCAUUGGCUGGAGUGAGCCUGAUGUUGAGGUUAUUAUGGGCAUGUCUCAAGUGGGAUGAUAUGGCAGCAAAAGCUCCACCUGGGGCAGGAACCACAAGGACAGAAACAACUGAAACUGAAAUUACAACAACAGAAAUAAUCAAGCGGAGAGAUGUUGGUCCGUAUGGGAUCCGGUCAGAGUACUGUAUAAGAAAAAUCAUUUGUCCCAUUGGUGUACCAGAGGCUCCAAAAGAAACUCCAACACCCCAGAGGAAGGGACUGCGAUCAAGUGCCCUCAGGCCAAAAAGGCCAGAAACACCCAAGCAAACAGGCCCUGUUAUAAUGGAAACUUGGGUAGCAGAGGAGGAGUUGGAACUGUGGGAGAUCAGGGCAUUUGCUGAAAGGGUGGAGAAGGAAAAGGCACAGGCAGUUGAACAACAGGCUAAGGUUAGUGAACAGAAGAAGGCAGAGGAGUUCAAGGCCCAAUUGGAGGCUCAGCUAAAACACCAACGUUUGGCUGCCCAGCAGAAGCGGCUGGAGCAGCAGAAGCAGAUCCCUGCAGGAGUUGUGGUCCCUGCAGCCACCACAGCCAGCAGCACUGCAACCACAGUCUCCACACCACAGAAAGUCGUGGUGGGCCCUCUGACAGGCCCUGUGCCCACGGGAACCAAAGUAGUGCUCACCACUAAAGUGGGGUCUCCAGCUACAGUAACAUUCCAACAGAACAAGAAUUUCCAUCAAACUUUUGCUACUUGGGUUAAGCAAGGCCAGUCUUCAACAGCCACUAGCACAGCUGCCACCUCAGCCACAACCAUUGCCAGCACAGGGCAGACCUUCCAGCUCUCAGGCAGCCCAGUAACGAUGGCAGGGAAAGUGAUAACUAAGCUGCCACUCCCUGCAAACAGCAAGAUUGUUGCCGUCAAUGUGCCAUCAACUCAAGGAGGUGUGGUUCAAGUUCAGCAAAAGGUAUUGGGUAUCAUUCCAUCAACUACAGGUGCAAGUCAAACCUUUACUUCAUUCCAGCCAAGGACAGCAACUGUAACCAUUAGGCCAAACACCACAGGAACGUUAGGAACAACAAGCACUUCACAGGUGGUGCAGGGGACACCGCUGCGCCCCGGGAUGACGGUGAUCCGGACACCCCUGCAGCAGCCCACCCUUGGCAAGACCAUCAUUCGAACACCUGUAGUGGUGCAGCAAGGUAUUCUGCCAGCCAGUCAGACACAGCAAGUGGUGACUCAAAUAAUCAGGGGUCAGCCUGUCUCAACAGCCAUUUCUAGUACCAGCACAGCUUCUUCCAGCACUGGGCAGAAAACCAUCACAAGUUCUGGAACAACCCCUCAACAAGUUCAGCCACAGACGCCAGCACCACCCCCUCGCCCUCAGCAGGGCCAGGUGAAGCUGACAAUGGCCCAGCUCACCCAGCUCACACAAGGACAGGGUGGCAGUCAAGGCUUAACUGUUGUAAUUCAGGGACAAGGUCAAACUACUGGUCAGUUACAAUUAAUCCCUCAGGGUGUGACUGUAAUACCUGGUCCAGGACAGCAGCUUAUGCAAGCAGCUAUGCCAAAUGGUACAAUUCAGAGAUUUCUGUUCACCCCACUACCAGCAGCUGCUACUACAGCUAGCACAACUACAACCACCGUUUCUACUUCAACCUCGGCUGCGGGGGAAGCGAAGGCGGCUCUGCAGGCGCCUCCGGCCCCGGCCGUGCCCGCGGGGCAGGGGCAGCCCCAGGCCCAGCCCGCGGCACCGCCCGCGGGGGCUCAGCCCCAGGGCGCGCAGCCCGAGGCCCCGAGCCAGCCCGAGCCUCCCGGCGACUCCGCGGCUGCCCCCGAAGCUCAGCCCUCCAAGUCUCCGGCUCAGUCUCCAGUCCAGGCUCCGGGGCUCCCUCCAGCGCCAGGCCCGAUGCAGCCGCCGCCCGCGGGCCUGCCCCCAGGCCAGGCCCAGGCUCAGCAUCCAGCUCAGGUGGUUAUGAAGCAGAAUGCUGUCAUAGAACAUUUGAAGCAGAAGAAGACACUGACUCCAGCUGAGAGGGAAGAAAAUCAGAGAAUGAUUGUGUGCAACCAAGUGAUGAAAUAUAUUCUGGAUAAGAUAGACAAAGAAGAAAAACAGGCAGCUAAGAAACGGAAGCGAGAAGAGAGCGUGGAGCAGAAGCGGAGCAAACAGAACGCGACCAAGCUCUCAGCUCUGCUUUUCAAGCAUAAAGAGCAGCUCAAAGCUGAAAUACUGAAAAAAAGAGCACUUCUGGACAAAGAUCUACAAAUUGAAGUGCAGGAGGAGCUAAAGAAAGACUUGACUAAAAUUAAGAAAGAGAAAGAGCGAGCCCAGGCAGCAGCUGCUGCUGCUGCAGCAGCCGCAGCCGCCGCGGCCACCGCCGCUGCCCCGCCACCGCCGCCACCAGUGCCACCAGCACCGCCACAGCUGCCAGCAGCCAGUGUCACCUCCUCCUCCUCCACCACGGUCCCCGUGCCAGUCUCCUCCCAGAAGAGGAAACGAGAGGAGGAGAAAGAUUCCUCAGCAUCCAAGUCCAAGAAAAAGAAAAUGAUUUCUACUACCUCAAAGGAAACGAAGAAGGACACAAAGCUUUACUGCAUCUGUAAAACGCCUUACGACGAGUCCAAAUUUUACAUUGGCUGUGACCGGUGUCAGAACUGGUACCACGGGCGCUGCGUGGGCAUCCUGCAGAGCGAGGCCGAUCUCAUUGAUGAGUACGUGUGUCCCCAGUGCCAGUCCACAGAGGAUGCCAUGACUGUGCUCAGUCCACUCACAGAUAAAGACUAUGAAGGCUUGAGGAGGGUCCUGCGCUCCUUGCAGGCUCACAAAAUGGCAUGGCCAUUCCUAGAACCAGUAGAUCCCAACGAUGCACCAGAUUAUUAUGGUGUUAUCAAAGAACCAAUGGACCUUGCUACUAUGGAAGAAAGAAUCCUGAAACGCUACUACAAAAAGGUCACGGAAUUUGUGGCAGACAUGACCAAAAUUUUUGAUAACUGCCGUUACUACAAUCCAAGUGACUCCCCUUUUUACCAGUGUGCAGAAGUGCUCGAGUCUUUCUUUGUACAGAAACUAAAAGGAUUUAAGGCAAGCAGAUUGUGAUAUCUUUAGUCUGAACUUUUUAACUGGAAUCAGAACUGGAUGUUGGGGUCACUUUAUUGUACAAUCCAAUGACAUUAAACAGCCCUAAAAGUCCAGAUAAUUUAUCUAAAAAGUAAAUGUUGUUUUUGUUGCCAGCAGUCACACUGGUGAACAUAACUGUAUUAACAAAAAACUGUUCCGUUCCUCAAAUACUGUAUUGAGAAAAAGGAAAAAUUAAUCAUGGAAACCUUGUAUUCUGUUGUUUUAGUUUAAGUCACUAAUAAAACUGUGAAUGUCAAAGAGGAGUUUUGCUGAACUCUGCUUAGGAAAAAUGUGAUUUUAACAUGCCUGUUAAGUUUUUUUUUCUAGUAAGUUAAUCCAAAGACUUAUUGAAUAAAUUUAAGCAAAGUAGAUCUUAUUAUAAAUAUUCACAACUAAAAAUGUCUUUUUGCUUUCCUUUUGAUGGACUACUAUUAUGUAAAUAUGUGAGUAAAACUGAUUUCAGGCGUUUUGGAAAAUCCCAGUGACACACUGCAUUUUACAAGUACUGAAAUAUUUGUAUUCUGGAGGAGAAAAUGGGCUUAAAAUUCAGAGCGAGAAUCACUAUUUUGUCUGAAGGGAAAAAAAAUAAAUGAAAGCAACAUGGUGGUAAUUCCCUCAUUGUGAUUUAUUUUUGGCAACACCUUGCAGCAACUGUGUUCUCCAAACUGAAGAGUGCUUAAUUCUUCACUUUCUUCUGUAUUCUGCAGGUCCCAUAACAACAAACUGCAGUCUACAGCUUCUUAGAGUUCAGCGUGUUAACCAAACACACGAGCAAGGAUCUGGUUGUCUGACAAUUUUUAAUUAAGGAGCCAGAUGUUUUUAGUCAGGUUAUCCUGACAAGACUUGAUGUAAACUGCGUUUUUAUUGGUCACAACAGUCAAAUAAUAUUCUUGGCUUAUUUUGUCCAAAGGACAAAGAAAUAAAAAUCAGCAGCACCACUUUCUUGUCAAGAUCAAAUUGUUGUACUAUUGUGGCAGAAGCAGGAAAACUUUGUUUUCUUGAAGGAGAGAGAGAAAGAAAGCAAGAAAAAAGAUACAGUAAAUGGGGUCAUGAUUAACUCCAUGGAAAUGCCACGUCUGUUCUUCAGUGAAGAAGCUGGUUUAAAGUCCACACAGAAAACUUUGACUGUAUUUAUUUAUUGUUGCAAAAAAGACGCUUUUUUAUUGCUGCCCUCAUUUGUCAGCUAAUUAUUUUUUCUUAUAAAAUCCAGCCCCGGUUCCAUGUAAUCCAUUCUGUAUCUUAACAUGAUUCCUGUAGGUAAAAGUACAAGAAGACCUCUAGAUGUCUUUUCUUUCUAUGAAAGGAGCUGCUAUGUACACAUGUGCACACACACAGGACUGGGAAUCAACAAGGAGUUUAUCAUUCAUGGUAGAUAAAAACAAGCUUGCAUAAAAGUUGGGCUGAGUGGUCAUGGACUACAGACUCUGUUGCCUUGAAUAUAACAAACAGUACAAUUUGUCAUUUACUCUGCACCAGACUGAACUGAGUAAAAUCUAUUUGAAGGUAUCUUGUUUGUAAACAUUUGUCAGAUUCUAAUUUUUUUUCUUUUGUAUUAAAAUUCAAAAUAUGGAUGUAUAUGAAACAAAAUAAAUGGAGAUCAUUGUUCUCCCCACAGCCGUAGGUGUGUUUGAGUGUGUGCUGCCACGUGUGUGAGACACUUUGGGGGUCUGUGCAGGAGUGUAGGGAGUGCAAGGAGCAGGGUGGGAAUGGCCAGGGAGCUCCAGCCCUGUUAUCCCAAUAGAGCAUUCCCACAGUGGUGCCUGAAGGACUGUGAAGGGCAGGAGGUGUCUGGGAGGCGUCCCUGCCCCCCGGAGCUCAGUGAUCUGUGCCAGUGCUCUGCCAUGUGGAGUUCCACCUGUAAUUGUAUCCCCGGGAGCCUCCGGGGCUGCCUCGUGUUUCCUGUGGGAGCAGCGCUGCCCUGAGAGAUGAACUGGAGCUCAAGAAGAUGCAAAUUGCAGAUGAGGAGGCUUUUCUUUUUCUGUGUGUGACUGACUUCCUCUGGUACCUGUCUGUAGUUCCCAGCCCUGGUUUCUCUGCAGCUCCUCACCCAGCUGACCAGCUUUUGCACUAACUCACAGUCAGCUUCUGUUCUACAGUGGUCUGGGAUUUACCUGAUUUAUGGAUAAGCUCCUUUUGGGUUUAACCUCACACCUUGCUAUGCAAGAACCUCCUCUGUUGUUUUUCUUAAAAAAGAUGUUGCUACUGACCACCCUUUCUUACACUUCCAGCUCAGGUGUUCAGGUUCUUCUGGGGGGAUUUUAUCUACUAAAAACCUGUGUGUUUUUGUACAUAUAAACGUUGUCAUUUAACCUAUCUGUGAAAAUUACUAUUUGUUCAGUGUGGAAACAAUAAUCCAUUUAUGCUUCUGAAAGUCAAAGAAGAGUAGUUGCAUUUAAGUUAUGUUGUCCUUUGAAGUUAAAAAAAAAAAAAAAAAUGCUGCACAUUGUAAGCAUUGUGUUUUAAUGGGACAAGGAAAAAUCUCACCUUUAACAGCACUGGGACAUAUCCUGCAUCUCAUCCCAAUUUCUCAGCAUUUCUGUACUAUUUAUUCAUACCUAAAUCCAUAUUGACAUGAUUUAAACCUUUCAUACCUGUAGGCAAUAGAUUGCUGUUUUUAACAAAUUGUGGCAAACUGAAGAGUACUUUUUUGUACCUUAUAGAACACAUCAUCCUAGACAAAUAAAGUAAUGUGUUUGACAUGGA
Molecule: messenger RNA, 11829 nt
Organism: Oenanthe melanoleuca
Lineage: Eukaryota; Metazoa; Chordata; Aves; Passeriformes; Muscicapidae
Gene: BPTF
Product: bromodomain PHD finger transcription factor
Exons: 31
Coding region: 220-9105 (2961 amino acids)
Biological process (GO): regulation of transcription by RNA polymerase II
Cellular component (GO): NURF complex
Molecular function (GO): RNA polymerase II cis-regulatory region sequence-specific DNA binding
Source: RefSeq, a predicted model, not a curated record